AUGAAGAAGCUCUACCGGAAAGGCACCGUACACCCCUCGCCUCAGAUAAAAUCCGACGACCACCUUCUCUCUCUUCUUCCCGUUGCCAUCUUCUCACUAGCGGCGGUUCUUUCUCCAAAAGACCGUGAAGUCUUGGCUUACCUCUUGUCAACAGCCUCUUACUCCAGCAACCGAAACUAUACUUCUCGCAUGAAUAAGACCAAACUCCACGAAAAGUCCCGUUUAGACAAUCACUCGCCUCUCUUCCACUGUGACUGUUUCAGCUGCUACACGUGUUACUGGGUCAGAUGGGACUCUUCACCAAGUCGUCAGCUGAUUCAUGAAAUCAUCGACGCUUACGAAGACAGCUUGGAGAAGAAGAAACACACCAAGAAGAAGAAAAACGUAAGUGGGAAGAAAGAUCGGAGAAAGCGUUCAGGGAAGUCUUCAGCUCUCGCUAGUCCUAGCUUUGGUACAAAUGAUUCGGAGAGUCUAAGUCAGGUCACUGAGUCUAUAGCAAGUUCGUGUGCAUGUUCGAGUUCGAGCAAGUUAGUUGAGGGGAUUGGUGGUUGCAACGGCGGUUUGGAAUCUACGGAAGAGUUCCAUGCGGGAGACGGUAGCGAAGAGGCGGAGGAGGAGAAGGGGUCCGUUAGGAGGUUUGUGAGUUUCAUAGGUGAGAAAGUUUUUGGUGUUUGGGGAUGA
This is a messenger RNA of Brassica rapa (field mustard), 681 nucleotides long. RefSeq lists its product as uncharacterized. Lineage: Eukaryota; Viridiplantae; Streptophyta; Magnoliopsida; Brassicales; Brassicaceae. The record is from RefSeq and is marked predicted.